Porites evermanni is the source of this 11389-nucleotide messenger RNA. NCBI's taxonomy places the organism in Eukaryota, Metazoa, Cnidaria, Anthozoa, Scleractinia, Poritidae. The record is from the annotation of a GenBank genome assembly.
AUGCGGAUAUUGUGCUGUCGUUACUUUAUGGAGCCAGCUUCGAAUUCUGGGACGCCGGCAAUUCAACGCCUUUGCUGUGGUGUGGGUCACGUGAUCGAUGACAUAUUUCGUCAGCUCGUUUUUUCCUUCACACUUGUUUUCUUCAUGAAAGUUCUAAGCCUCUCUGCGGCUAACGCUGGGUUGCUAAUUCUUCAGAAGGAACUGACUCACGUGGUAUUCUCCCCUCUUUGCGCCUUUCUAGUGGACAGCAUGAAUAUUCCAGUUCUGUCCCGGAAGCUGGGGAGAAGAAAAAGCUGGCUUCUGAUAGCAAAUAUCGUGGAAGCAGUCUUUAUACCUUUGUUUUUUAGCACUUGCUUCCCCUGCCAGAGCGAUGGAGGACAAUGGCAGCGGAUGGUAUAUAUUGGUGUGCUCAACACCAUUCUAGCCUUUGGAGGCGCUCUUAUGAACGUCGGACAUUUGUCGAUCAUUCCUGUCAUCGCUAAAAAUCAAAGCGAAGCUGUGGAAAUGAGCGCAUGGAGGUUUGUCAUUUUCUCAAUGACUCAAACAUGAAAAUAACAAAAUGCAGAGUCAAAUUGCACUUUCUCAUUAUUUACGUUUUAGGUUCUCGAUCGAUAUUAGGGAAUAGGUGCUAUUUGCUAUUGUUUAGAUGCUUGCAACAUAAAUUUAUAUGGCGGCUGUUACGGCGAAAUUGAUGGAACUUUGUUUUGCAUUUUUCGGGGGGCAAAAAUGGUGAAUUUAAAUCAAGAAUAUCAGUGUUUGAGGGAAAUGUGAAUGUUUGUAAAAUUUUUCCAUUUGAAAGUUUUUUAAGAUUUCUUAUCAAAGCGGCCAUGCAACAUGUACUACGAACUCAGUUACUAAUAAGACAUCCAAAAUUGACAUGUUCCAACACUCAUCUUUUGUUCUUUGGUUUUUUUUUUUUUUAAAGGACCACUUUUUCUUUCCUUCCUGUCAUCGCUAAAAAUCAAAGCGAAGCUGUGGAAAUGAGCGCAUGGAGGUUUGUCAUUUUCUCAAUGACUCAAACAUGAAAAUAACAAAAUGCAGAGUCAAAUUGCACUUUCUCAUUAUUUGCGUUUUAGAUAUUAGGGAACAGGUGCUAUUUGCUAUUGUUUAGAUGCUUGCAACAUAAAUUUAUAUGGCGGCUGUUACGGCGAAAUUGAUGGAACUUUGUUUUGCAUUUUUGGGGGGACAAAAAUGGUGAAUUUAAAUCAAGAAUAUCAGUGUUUGAGGGAAAUGUGAAUGUUUGUAAAAUUUUUCCAUUUGAAAGUUUUUUAAGAUUUCUUAACAAAGCGGCCAUGCAACAUGUACUACGAACUCAGUUACUAAUAAGACAUCCAAAAUUGACAUGUUCCAACACUCAUCUUUUGUUCUUUCGUUUUAUUUUUUUUUAAAGGACCACUUUUUCUUUCCUGAGUGGUAUCCUAACCUUAGUUGUGGCGUGGGCUAUUUUCGGGCAAGACAAUAGCGAACAUCUAACAGCAGAAAAUGCAAUGGAUUUCACGGUAAUUAUUAAUAGUAUGGACAUCAGUGACUGAGCUUCAUCCGUUACAAAGUUAUAAAACUUUUUCCUUGCUUCCUUUUUUUCAGGUCAUGUCUUUAAUAUUGGUUGGAAUUGGUCUCUUGUUUUGUCUGAUUUUCCACAUCGGAACCAAAGAGCCUUCGUGUCAAAUCAACAAAAAGUUGUCUGUGACGGCUGCAGGCAUUGUGGUAAGGUUUGAAUUUCCUUAGAGAAAACUGCUAGAGACCAUCAAGUCAGCCUCCCUCGCAGACGUUUAUUGUCUCGUCACGCAACGUUGGAGAGGAGCGUUACGUGACCAAAAAAAAAAAAACGGCUGUGAGGGAGGCUAGUUAUAUAAUAGACCUAAUAUGCUAGCCUGAGAAAAUAGCCGACAGUUAGUGCGACACUACUGGCUUCUCUGCAAAAUGAAGUCUCAGGAAAGAGUGCAGAAAUUCCAUACUGUCCGCCUUUUACUGCCCAUCUAGAUCUGGAUAGCUCUUUUUAUUGGUUGAUGAUAGUUACCAGGUGGAACUACCAAUCAGAAGCACUCAGCCCAGAUAAAGGUGGUGGUACGUCAUCAGUAUGGAAUUUCUGCACUUGCUCCUCAGACGUCAUUUCACGAGAAAACUAGUGGUGGCCUUUUGCGAAAGGUUGGCUGUUUAGUUAGCCUACCCUUAUGCAAGUUUUCGUUAGGCAAGCCACCAAGCUCAGUUUCGGAACUGUCAUUUUGCAUUGUAAGGCACGAUGGUGAAAUUGCUCGUCUGACGUAGGCACACGUAAGGGCCAUAAGCCGUAUUAAUAUAUAGAUUUAGCCAGGGCUUUGAAAAGCGAAGCUCUCGUUAAUAUGUUUAUAAUUUACCCAUCGGCAAGCAAAAGAAUAAAAUCGUGUAAUGCUUAACGACGACGGCAACAAAAAACAAAUCAGUAGGUUUAAUUAGCCAAUAAAAAACAACAACAACAACAACAAUAACAACUUUGCACGUGCAGCACACUUUUUUGUACAUUUAUUUGGAGUUGUUUUGCACGACUACAACAUGAAACUUUUUCAGUUACGUAUCUUAUGAAGGAAAUGUCGUAUGUGCUCACCAAAAGUUGCGCUGCCGGCGUUCCUGUUCGUUUUUUUUUUCACUGCCGGCGCCUAUUUUCACCUUAUUGGCCGCUAGCAUUACUCACUUUCUCACUGCCAAUUUUCAUGUUUUUCUUCCAACCAAAUUCGUCUCUUCUGUUUUUUAGCUCUUUCUCUGUUAUCCACGCCAGUAAAGACAUUUAAACUUAGUCGGACUCGACCCAGUUUGUUAUUGUUGUUUUUGUCUCUUAAAAGUCCGCAUGGCUAUGCCAUUUCCCUCGUGUUGCAUUUGGGUUGCAAGACCUGUUAAUUGACUUAUUUUACAUUGGUAUGUCUGUGGUAUGGACGGGCGUGUGUAUGAUCACGUGAUUACCAAAAUUUCUUGGAUGCUUAGAUUAACAAAUUUCUUACCCAUGGUGCUUCGCUGCAUGCCCUCCGCGCGCGCAAGAGCUCCGAUAUAAGUUAUCUUGCCUAGUCCCUUUACGGCGUUUUCCCAAGCCUUCUCGGUCAAUUGCCUUCGGUGACGUAUCCGAGGCGAACAGGCGGGAAGCGCCUAGACAAAAACAGAAUGCGCAAGCGUGCGUCGGAAAAGUCGGACUUUCUGGAGCUCAAGACGUUGCAAACAGCAAGCAAUUAUUCAUGAUUUAAAAAACCCUUCUAGAUAUUUGCUAAAUAGUUUGUAGAUCGACUUUUGCCGACUUUGAAAAGCCAUCAGAAUUUUCAUUCAUAGUCCUGUGAAGAUUGAUUUCUGCUCCUUCAAUCUUAUCAUUCGACUUCUCAUUCUAACUAAAUAUGUUUUGCGCGAAUUUUUAAAGCAUUCACUUCAAAAAGGAUACUUCAUUGACACCGUGUGUAAUAAACUUAGAGCAAGUAGAGUACAAAUCUUAAAUAAUCAGAAAAAAAUUACACUUUCAAAUAAAAUUCAUUAGCUGUGUGAAGCGAAAAUUCUUCAAAACUUCUCUGCUUGGUUGUGUUUCAAAACAGGCAAAAAGCUCCGCCGUGAAGAAAAACCUCAAAUUCCUCGAAGGACAAAUUUGUAACGAGAAUCUUUCCUUUGUCCAGUGAAAAAACCUGGCUGAAUAUUCUUUUGAACUCUCCCUUCCCAUUUGUGUUUUUUAACGGUACAUUUUUAACUUUGAAAUGCGAAACUUUGGUCUUGAAAACCAUCGCAUGGGAUAUCUCACUUUUGUCUCACUUCUGAGAAUUUUUGUCUAGGCCUGACUUCUUCGAUUUGACCACGUGACUCGAAACGCAUAAGCCGCGCGGAAUAACGAGGCCUAGGGACUAUGCAAUAAAUUUAUUUAUCUGUCACUCUAUUAAUACAUACCAGCUUUACAUAGGGUGACAAAGAUCUCUGUCUUCAUAGUAGUAGAUUAUCAAGUAGUUUAACUAGAUAGUUUUAAUCUAAUGAAUAAGUAACCAAAACUGUCAGAAUUUUAAAAGACACUACAGAAAGCAAUGCGAAAAUAAUAAGCCAGAUAGCAUAAUUUAAUGAUGAAAUAACCUUGAUAGCUUGUUUAUACUUUACAUCUAAAUGCAUAAGUUUUAAACCUUUUCAAAUCAGACCUUUUAAUGAGGUUUACUUUUCUCUAAACCCUCGGGGGUCAGGGGAAGGGUGCAAUUUUGAGAAUACCCUCAAUAUUACAGCGAAAUUCGUUGUAUCGCGCCGCGCCCUGAGAACUUCGAAGGGAUUUAGGAUUUUUCUGUUCCGUCAAUCAUUUGAGCGAAGGCGGGUUAAAAGGUUAAAAGGUUAAAGGCAUGUUUAUAGUGGAAGGUGCACUUAGCUAGUCAGCUAAUUUACAGGCACUCCACUCAAAUAUUUAGAAACAAAUAAUUCAAAUACAACAUAACAGGAUUAAAAACCCCAACUGGCAGAAGGCAACCAGUUGGCUAUUUACAAGCAUGGCCGAGAAUUUGAACUCGGGACGACCGAGCACAAAUCCAGCAAGUGGCCAGAGCGGGACUCGAACUCGGGACCGCCGGAUUGCGAGUCCGACGCGCUGACCACUCGGUCACGCUGCCUCCCUUGGGUUAAUGCAAAUCAAAAUGUAACGCGCUCGCCCAGCUUGCAUCGGAUGAGAAUGACUCUAUAGACUGCCCAAGAAUAGCAAAGGUAAAUCGCGAUGGUGAGCGGAAUUUUUGUCGAAGGAAGGAGGCAGACGUUGCUUUAUUCUUGCAAGCCGGACAAGAAUAAAAAAGAUCAGAAAAUCUGCGAAGCAAACUUAACUAGUCGAUUAUUGCCCGAAACAGGACGAUCACAAAGCAACGCCCUUGAAACACGAAACAAACGAAACGGAUCGAAAGCCACCAAUCACGAAUCACAAACGAGGACCUUUUGAGCUCGUGCAAGUAAACAUGUGUUUCCUAAGAGGUCCGCUAAGAGAAUUGACGGGACAGAAAAACCCCAAAUUCCUUCGAAUUUUGCAUAAGGCACAGCGCGAUACAAUUUCACUGUAUGAUUGAAUAAUUCUAAAACAGUUGAAGCUGUGACAAACUUAGCAUAGUUAAAAAAUAAAAAAGUAAAAAAAUUCCCGGACGUUACGUCAACAUUUCCGGGAACCGAGAUUCAUUACAGCCAAAAGUUUAGCAACAAUUUAUUGCCUUUUUUCUACUAAAAAAACUGAAGUAUUUUAUUUUAGAUUUUUAUAGUACCUUACCGAUUUAUUUAGCAUUUUUAGUGGAAAGAAUUCUAUAGUGAUACAUAUGUGAGUUCAUCCAAUGUAUUAAACAAUUUGUUGUCAUAAUGACGUCAUUUCGCCUUUGCAACAAUAAAAAUAUAGGAGGAUUUUAAAACGGUGAUAACAUUAUGCAGGAUCAUAAUGGUGUGUAAAUUUGGUGGCUUUAAUUAGCGGUUUUAAAGUUAUAGGGGAUGAUCUCCAAGCUUCCCUUUCCCACCACGGUUCUAGAAAACCCAAAAAAGCCCAUUCUGAAUGGGGUUAAAAAGACGCCAAACGAGCUAAUUAAAAAGGCAUGGAUGAAUUUAAGUCCAAAACAAUAUGUAGUUCUCUUUAACUGUUUUAAAUUUAUCGCAGAGAAAGUCCUCUUACAUUGCUUCAAAUCUCAUAGUUCAGUCGAUGACCUUCAUGGGAACAGGUAAGAUAGUGUCUGCCAUUUUUUUACAAUUAUCAAAUAAAUAAUUUAAAGGUGUUUUGACAGCUAGGCUUUGCUGUGUUAAUUAUGUUGUGUGACCAUGAAGAAAGCUUUGGCACCAGUUUCGUAUCAUCAGAUAUAUAGACUGAGAGUGGAUUGCAAUUUAGAUCCAUAUAUAUAAAAUCAAAUUUAAGUAUAUAAAUAUUUUGGUGUUUUUUUUACUUUUUCAUUGAUUUAUGUGAUAGAUACGCAUAAGAAGGAAGCUAUUCGAGACAGGUUCCUUGGGACUCUAAAGGCUACAGACUCAGUCAACGAGGAAGGCAAUCCUGCGAGGAAAAAAAGUUUCGCGAGGCACUUUAUCAGCGCCCUUUUUGCUCAAGAUGAAGAGGAGAAAAAUAACGGAAAGGAUGCUUCCCCUUCUGUAAACGAGGCAGAGAUGGGAACAGUUUCCAAGGGCUUAGAAGUACAUUCAUCUCCUUCUUCUGAAUCAAGGACUCAAAAUGAUGACGAAGUGUUGAAUGAUGUCAAACAAUUACCACAAGAACGGAAAAUAAGCGUUCUCUUGAGCAUUGUUUACGGUCUGGUGGGGUUAGACACCGAUAGAGAUGAACAAGUAUCCGACAAAGUCACCGUCGAAAAGUCAGGGGAAUGUAAUGGAAAUAAAAGGCCCAUUUCGUGUACAGAGAUACAAGGCUCGAGUGGUCCUAACGGCUCAAGAAAAGAAGAAGCAGAAGACAUCUUUUCCCAUGCUUGUUCCAGUUCUCGGCUUGGUGUCGACAAUAAAGGACUUGAGUGCAGUGAAACGGAAAUAUGUCCUAGCUUCCCAGAUCCUGAAAUCACAAAGAUAAAUGUAAACGCACUAACUACAAGUAAUUGCAAAAGGCUGUCAGCUGUGUCAGACGAUCCUGAAUCUGCUCUUCCGCCUAAAACAAUAAGAGCCUGGCUCAAGGAUCCACGUCUUUACAUGGUGAUUAUAGUCUUUUCAACUUCCAUUUCAUUUAGUAUGUGAAUUAGUUUUUUUGUGCUUUAAUUGCUUUUAUAUAAUUUUUGCUUAUUGUAAUGCGCAAGUGAUCGUAUAUCCAUGAGGCAUGGCAGGCGCAAUAUAGAUAUAUAUGCAAUUGUGUUUAUUUAUUUAUUUAAAUACGUAUUUAUUUAUUCAUUUAUUUUACCCUAUUGUACAUACAUGCAUUCAAGGCACAAAGUAUUGAUUGGAAAUUUUAAAUCAUCUUCUUUAACUGAUUAUCUCAUUUUUUCAUACAUUAAGGUAGCAAUCAUAUUCGCUUGUACAAAAGUCUUACAAGACGUUGCCUACGCGUAUCUGCCACUGUUUCUUAUUUACAGCGUUGACUUUGGGAAGGUGAGUGUACAUAAUUAUGUUAAUGUGUUUUUCUUCAGGCCUCGCAGGCCGUCACUAUUUUGUGGCCCUGUGUCUUUCUAUGCAAUCUCUAUGGACAUUAUCCAUGUCAUGUUGACUAUAUUAAAGUGCUAUACGUUUUAAUGGUUUAAUCCUUGUUAUAUUAUUCUUAUUAUAAGUGCAUCAGCGGGUACAUUAUUACCUAGUAAUCAAUAAUAGUGCUGCAAGCUUUGGUUAAAACGCCGCAAGUACUUAAUAUGCCUGGCCUGCUUUGCGGAAGGUCCCGAGUUCGAUUCCCAGCAGUAACCUCAAAUCCUUUUUUCGAAUUCUUCCCUUUUUAAUUUCCGUGUCGCUUUAGAGGCUUUAAAUAGCCAGCGAAACGGAGCACCGGUGGAGAGAAGGAAGGCGAAGUAAGCGCACUGUCGGACUUGUCUCAGGUUUCAAGCUACCGGCGUAAGAUAAGAAAUCUGAGUCAAAAUUAGCUACAGUAGGACAAUCUUUAUCUUAUCGAUCAUUCACUUUGCCUUUUCAGGAUGCGAUUGCAUAUCUGCCACUUGUGAUGUUGAUCAGCGCUACAGUGUCCUCAGGAAUCUCAAAGAAACUUGUUAAAAUAAUCGGAAACAAGGUUAGACCAGCCCUCCGUAUCAAUGUGUUUUACUGCUCAAAAUGAAAGAAAUCAAUAGGGAAAAGGGGGGACCCGCUCAACAAAAAUUUUUUUUGGGCCCUUUGAGCCUUAGUUUGGUCUAAAAAUAGGUGGGGGGGGGGGGGGGGGGGCCCCCNAACCUUCUCGUACAGACUAUUAGAGAUUGUUGGCACAAUAUCGCGACAACGCUUUACGAGCUUUAAAGCACUCGACCCUCGUCAUCAGUACAGGCACGUGGAAAACACUUACUCUUCGUAAAUUGUGGUAAGACAGAAGUACCUGUGUGUCCUGUCCUUUGCCACGUCGGAAUCACGUUGUUAAAAAUUCCCUUGUUUUGACACAACGUACUAAUGCGCAAUAAAUUUUUUUUUCUUUAAUAUGAACAAGAAGCCUUCUAUGUUUCGACAUAAUGCCAUCCUUAACCAAGAGAAAAUAAUUAGAGAGGGAGUCUGGAGACCUUGGCGGGGAUAUAAUUUCGAAAGAGUUAUUCUUAGUAAUAAUAUGCGGACCAUGUGGAACAAUCUGUUGAUAUCGUUGACGUCAAGGAGACUCGCUUUCAUAAAACAGCGCGCUCAAGCGAGGCUGAGACAAAAAAUGGAGAAAAUGGUGGCCUAUGAUCGCUGGCUUUAACCUAUAAAAGGAGAUCCAUGUAUAUCUCUGUUAUGUAGAGUUUUUGUUAUCAAAACGACAGUCUUCUAAAUACGUAGGGGGUAGUUUAACCUGCUAUUAAUUGAUUUUCUUUCUCCUCAGAAUUUGCUUACUCUAUCUGCCUUAUUCGUGAUUGGAGCUGGUGUAUGGUUUUAUUUCAUAACCCAGUCAAACAAAGUGAUGACAUAUCCUGCAGUUGUUUUGCUAGGAUCUGGGUUUUCCAUAAUGUUUGUUACUGCCCUUAGCUUUGCAGCAGAACUUAUUGGGGACAACAAGGUGAGCUUAUCACGUCCCUCAACAUUAUGACGUCCAAAGUUACAAGUUCAAAUAGAGCCUACUUAGCAAUGCUUCCAUCUGACCUUAGUUGUUUUAAAAAACGCAGAUAGUGCUAUCCACCGAAUAAAUCUCUAUCCCCUGGUUUAAGUGCAAUUGGUUUUCCUAACACAUGUAUCUACUGAAUGGUGGUUUAUUUUUUGGCCAGGCUCAAAGUUUUUCAACAGGUGGAUGGCGCUUAAUUCCACCAAAUAAAUCUCUAUCCAGUGGAUAACGCAAUUGGUUUCCCUGAUACUUACCUGCUUGAUAAUAACGAUUUAUCCAGUAGAUAGCGUUAUCCAGCGUUGAACAACCGGGGCUUAGUAUCUAAGAGUCGACCAUUUAAACGGCGUAAUAAAGACUAUUGUAAACGUGCUAUAAAUACAGUCGACUCCCGACGACUCGAACCUCGCGCUAACUGACGAACCAAAAUCGAUUUCCCCUGGAUUUCCUUCAUACAUUUACUGUAAUUUUACCCUUGGUGACUCGAACCCACGAUAACGCGAUUCUCCGGCUACCUAGAAGUUGUUUCCCUUCAGAUCUUUUCUAUUACAAUUUUGCCUUCGAUAACUCGAACCAUGUUUAAGCGUCUGACAAGUCGAAAAAAGCAGCGAACUGCAGUGCAAAACAUUAAAAUUUGUUCAAAACAAUUGUGUCUUUGUCUUUACUUUUUCGUCAGUCCAAUUGAAAUACAAUGUUUUAGCGCUGUGCUGUGAAGUGUGCAUCAUACUUGCAUUGCUUCUCCAUCCCAUUUCCUUUAUAUUUCUGAUUAUUUGCUUCGAACUCCCGAUAACUCCAACUGUUUUCGAUUUGCCUUGAAGGUUCGAGUUAUAGGGAGUCAAAUGAACAGUUGUUUUCUAAUGACGUCACAGCGGCCAUCAUGUUGGUGUUCCAAAGCAACUCUGAAACGGUGGCCAUGUUGACGUAUCAUGACAAUCCUCCGCCUGGGUGUUGAACUCUUUUCUUAAAACGCAAAAAAAAGACGCUUUUUGGGCUCCGAUAAACUAGAGUAGCUGCUGGCCACAUGAGUGAGUGAAAACACUGACUCUAUUAAAAUGAAGUCAAGCUAACUUUUGAAAAAAGAUAAAAAAAUAAAUAGACAAGUAACUUAUCAUCUACUCAACAUUUGAAGAAGAGGAUACCAAAGUGAUCGACGCUCUGGUAUUAAACCCUCGUGAAGCUUUACACAACGCACUAUAUAUCGUUCUUGUACACGAUCAGAAAUUGUAACCCGAGAACAAUCACUAUAAUCACAAAUAUCUAAUUACAAGACUAACUACAUGUAUUAAUAAGGGAUAUACAAUAUGUUUAUCUGCAGUUUCCAACAUGGGAAGAUUUAACGACCCUUUUAUUCAAAGAUAAGGCAUUUUGAUAGGGCGUUUAAUUUUCUCAUUCUUCUUCUUCAUUCACUUUACCAUGAGAGCCUCAGUGGAAAAUUUCCCAGGGUAGUACUGCAAGGGAAAAAGCUACCUUCACUAACUGAGGAACGUCAGAUUUAGGUUCUUAAGUUGUGAAUUCCAAGAAAACUUUCAGUGUCUGUCCUUCGCUUUUUCAGCAAAUAUUUGGAUGUCUGAAUUUCAUUUAAAAACCCUUUUUAGGUCUUCACAUUUUUACUUGAGAAAUUUUGAAUUUGCAGGGCACAUCUGGCGUCGUGUUUGCUUUUAUGGGUUUCAUGGCAAAUGCGACUGGAGGUUCAUUAUUCGGUGUUAUUCAGAAACUAUUCCCCCAAGAAAGGUAACUUAAUAUUUAAAAAAAGCUACUGUAUUAACUAGUAAUAAUAUAACCAAUAAUAUAAGAGUGGGCGAUAACGGCCCAAUUGCAAGGUCAAAACGUUCUUGCUCCCAACCCCAAACACGGUUGAUCAGAUUGCGUUCUGUGCAUUCCACUCAUUCUUAGUGGAAGUCCAAACUUAAAGAAGCUGACUUCACACUUGCCGUACAUGUGUUAUAGCAACCUGGAGAUUUUGGAUUGAAGGUUCCUCUUGUCGCCCUCCUUGUUAUUGCACUGCGCAACCGCUUACUGCGUAUAAUUUCAUGCGUAAUAGACCUCUUUAGCUUGUUUGUUUUGUUUACCCCAUAAUUUAUGCCUACAUAUUCAAUUUUUUAAGCAAGGACCAGCUUACAAAAAAGAACGACCUGAUCCUAAUAAAGGAUCUAAUCAGCAAUAAGUGAAAAUAUAAAACAAAAGAAGCAAGGCUGAUUUUACAGUCGGGAAUAUAUUUUUACCAAUAUUUCGGAAGGCACGGCUUUCCUUCUUCAGGGUCUUACAUAUAAUGAUAUAACAUUAUAUUCAUAUUAUUACACACGGAGCUGGAGCUUUUGCGUUUUUUCGUUAAUAGUUUUGCUUUGUUUGUUCUUUUUUUUUUCCACAGCUACAAAAUGCAUUUGUUAACCCUUUUGGAUCUUUGUACAGUCCGAAAUGAAAGAUUUCCCUUCCCAUAUACUUCAGCUAGUAAGAUCCCCACCCUUCCAUGCACCUGAAGCCUGAAAAAAGUACUCCAUUCGGACGGAGCCUUCCGGUAUAGUUAAUCCCCCACCCCCCCACCCGUACAAUUAUUUCCCUGCCAAAAAUGACUAAGAGGAAACAGAGACGUUUUCUCUAGAUAGAAGAUAUAAGCAAACAGUUGGUUUUUGGCAUUUUCAUUUCAGCAACUCUGAAGACUGUAAAGACUGUGGGGAUUAUGUCCGUUACGUGUUUUCAUUCGUACCAGGAAUUCUCGCUGCCAUCUGUGUUCUAACUGUUCUUCUGCUUCAAGUUUCACAAACAGUUAAGAAUCAAAAU